GCUACCUCAACCGCCGUUGAACAUGUCUUCUCGCAAGGUUGCCAUCUACUUCACUUCACACGCAACCAUAUGACAGGUGCGACAUUCCGUGCGAACUUGUGCCUUGGAGCUUGGGGUCAGGCCAACAUACUGUACAUACAGGAUCUUGUAGAAGUGGUU
Fomitopsis serialis is the source of this 159-nucleotide messenger RNA. RefSeq lists its product as uncharacterized. The record is from RefSeq and is a predicted model, not a curated record. NCBI's taxonomy places the organism in Eukaryota, Fungi, Basidiomycota, Agaricomycetes, Polyporales, Fomitopsidaceae. The annotation marks the transcript as partial. The transcript has a single exon.